This is a messenger RNA of Poecilia reticulata (guppy), 5136 nucleotides long. RefSeq names its product TBC1 domain family member 8 (gene tbc1d8). The record is from RefSeq and is a predicted model, not a curated record. NCBI's taxonomy places the organism in Eukaryota, Metazoa, Chordata, Actinopteri, Cyprinodontiformes, Poeciliidae.
CAUAGACGAUCUUCGAACAGUGUGUACAGCUGCUGCAAGUCGUGGGGGAGAGGCUGCAAGCAAGCGGACGCGUAUGAGGCGAGGAAGUCCGAAGCCUGCUGUUGUCAGGCGAGCGGGAUAGUCAUGGAUAAACCCCGAAACCCUCCGCUUUAGCCCCAGCAAAGGCCGCUCCCGGAGCCGGAAGACGGGCGGAAAUCUUCAUACUCCUCCGCAGCACCGACGGACACGGCGGAGGGCUUCCUCCGGUUCCUCCCCGCUGGAAGAAAUGUGGCUGAACCCGGAGGAAGUUCUGCUGAAAAACGCUCUGAAGCUCUGGGUGACCGUAAGGAGCAACGACUUCUUCCUGCUGCAGAAGAGGAGAGGCCACGGAGAGCACACAAAUAAGAUAACAGGUCUCCUGGUCGGGGCGCUGGACACGGUGCUGGACUCCAAUGCCAGGGUCACACCGUUCCGCAUCCUGCUGCAGGUUCCCAACUCCCAAGUCAGCUGGGUCAUCGCCAGCGGAGCCGCCAUAGAGGAGGUGAACAAGCACUGGGACUGGCUGGUCCACAACUUGCUCCAGUCUUUGUCUGUGUUUGAGAACAAAGAGGAUGCUGCCAGCUUUGUCAAGGGAAAAGUCAAGGGCCUCAUCGCAGAGGAGGUUCGGGGGCGUCAGGCCGCCCAGGAGGAGGAUCCAGAGAAGUUCAGAGAGGCCCUUCUGAAGUUUGAGCUGCACUUCGGCCUCCCUUCGUCAGAGAAGCUGGUGACCUACUACUCCUGCUGCUGCUGGAAGGGCCGGGUGCCUCGGCAGGGCUUCCUCUACCUCAGCGUCAACCACAUGGCCUUCUACUCGUUCCUGCUGGGAAAAGAAGUGAAGUUUGUGAUUCCCUGGGCGGAGGUGACGCGGCUGGAGCGGGUCUCCACCGCUCUGAUGACCGAAGCCAUCCGGGUCACCACCCGAAAGCGGCAGAGGGAGUUCUCCAUGUUCCUCAACCUGGACGAGGCCUUCGGGGUCAUGGGUCAGCUGGCUGACAUUACCCUCAGGCGGCUGUUGGACAGCGUGGGCCUGGAGCUGGACCGAGUGCUGCAGCAGACGGCACGCAUCACCAAGAGAAUCUUGGAGGAACAGGCAAUCAGACAGUACGUCUUGGCCUUGUACCGACUCCCGCGCUCGGAGAAGCUGUACGAGGUGGCGCCGUGCUCGGUGUGGACGCCGCACAGCCGCUCCCACACGGCCGGGACGCUCUACACCACCGACAGCUAUCUGUGUUUCUCCAGCAGAGAGGAGGGCAGCUGCACUCUGCUCAUCCCGCUCUCUGAGGUUUUGUCCAUAGAAAAAGCAGAGAGCACCAGCUCCCUUCCCAACCCGGUCAUUGUGAGCAUGCGGACCAAAAAGGCCUUCCAGCUGAUCGACCUGCAGGACCGCGACGACCUGGUGGAGAGCAUGAACUCCAGACUGCGCGCGCUGCAGUGGAAACACUCUGUGUUUCGCAGCAGGAAGGACAGCAGAAGGAGUGUGUCCUCCCCGACUCCCUAUUACACCUUCUACUAUGACACCGGCCUCUCGGACGAGGAGGAGGUGGAGGAGCAGGUCCUCCGCAACACCGUCAACAGCGAAGCUCUCAUGACGGCCUUCCACCAGAGCCGGCCGGGAGACAACGGCAACAAGAGCAUGGAGCCCGUGAAGGAGCGGCUGUGGGACGACCAUUUCACGGAGUUUGGCCGCGGCGUUCACAUGUUUCGCACCGAGAAGAUCCAGAAGCUGGUCGCCAUGGGGAUCCCAGAGUCGCUGCGAGGGGAGCUGUGGAUGACGUUUUCUGAUGCGUGCUCCGAGCUGGACUCCCACCAGGGCUACUACGCCGGCCUGGUGCAGAAGUCGAUGGGCCACAGCAACCUGGCUACGGAUGAGAUCGAGCGUGACCUGCACCGCUCGCUGCCGGACCACCCGGCCUUCCAAAACCCCACCGGCAUCGCCGCGCUCAGGCGAGUCCUCACCGCCUACGCUCACCGCAACCCGAAGAUCGGAUACUGUCAGUCCAUGAACAUCCUCGCGUCCGUUCUGCUGCUAUACGCCAAAGAAGAAGAAGCUUUUUGGCUGCUGGUGGCCGUUUGUGAGAGGAUGCUGCCCGACUACUUUAACCGCAGGGUCAUCGGAGCCCAGGUGGACCAGUCUGUGUUUGAGGAGCUGAUCAGGGAGCGCCUGCCGGAGUUGGCGGAGCAGGUCCCGGACCUGUCCACGCUGUCCUCCGUCUCCCUGUCCUGGUUCCUCACCCUCUUCCUCAGCGUCCUGCCCUUCCAAAGCGCCGUCUGCGUGGUGGACUGCUUCUUCUUCCAGGGCAUCAAAUCCAUCUUCCAGCUGGGCCUGGCCGUGCUGGACGCCAAUGCCGCGCAGCUGUCCGCCUGCACCGACGAUGGCCAGGCGCUCAUGAUCCUCACCAGUUUUCUUGAUCAGGUUGGGAGUGAAGAGUCGCCUUGUGUCCCGCCGCCGCCGCCUGCCGCAGAGCAAAACAGCUGCAGCGACACCGAUGCUCCCGCUAUGAGACACAUAAACAUCACUGACCUCAUCAGCGAGGCCUUGGUGAAAUUCAGAGACCUGUCGGUGCGGCACAUCGAGCGUCUUCGCUGUCUGCGCAGAGUCCGGGUUCUGCAGGCCCACGAAGACACCAUCAAGGAAAACACUCUGCGCCUGGUGUCUCCGGACGUCUCCAUCUCUCCUGAGAAUCUGUCCGACCUGUACGACCUCUUUAAGACGGAGCACUUUAUCACUCUGUACUGGGGCGACAGCAGCUCGGCUGCGGCGGCAGAAGCCGCGGCCUGGCAGCACGGCGACUCCGGUCACUCUUUCGUGGAGCGGCAGUAUCGGCUGGACCGGCCGCAGUUCAAAAGCCUCUACGGGCUGCUGGUGCCGUGGCCGUCCGGGUGCAGCCAGCACACGGACACGCUCUCCAACCGCACCUUCACCUUGCUGGCCCCGGACCGGGACAACCUGGUCACCUUCAAGGACUUCGCCAGCUGGCUGGACACGCUGUACUGUGAGGAGCUGAAUGUGAAAAUAAGGUUCCUCUACCGCCUCCACAUUCCUCCAGCUCUGUCAGAGAGCGAGGAUGAACCGUCCCUCAGGAGCCCCCUGCUGUCCACCAACAGGCCCCUCUACGUUAACAAAGAGACUCCAGUUUCAGAAAGUGAAGAAGAAGUGAAAGACUACCAGGAGCAGCUGAAGCAGAUGCUACAGGAUUUGGUCAAGGAGAAGGAGAAAGACGCAGACAAACCUCUGCCGCUGAUGAAUCAGCGAGAGUUCAUCCAGUUCUGCAAGACGCUCUACAGCAUGUUCCACGGCGACCCGGAGGAGAACGACCUCUUCCAGGCCAUCGCUACGGUAACCAGCCUCGUGCUGCAGAUCGGCGAGGCCGGUCACCGCGAACAGACCAAAGCGUCGGAGGAGAAGCCGGCGAAACCCACGCCGUCGUCCGACGGGGCUCUGGCCCCCGACGACGAGUGGACGGUGAGCUACGCUCAGAUCCUGGCCUCGCUGCUCACUGAGCAGGCGCUGGUGAACUUCUUUGAGAAGCCGGCCGACCUGACGGAAAAAAUCGCACAGGCCAAACAGAACCAGUACCAGCAGCGGGCGGGUUUGCUCACGCUGCAGAAAGGGACCAGGUGACUGUGAGAAGGACGACGGUUUGUCUGCGACGUCUGAUCAAGACGGAGGCCUUACCUGUACCGUGAAUCCCACAGGCUUGAGCCAGAACGGCCUGCAGCUCCUCUGUGAUGACGCCCGGCGGGGAAACGUUCAGGAUCACCACGCUCCAGUCAGCCGCUCUCCACAACGUUUACACACUCUGACAGCGUUAAUUACUUUACCUCCUUGAUCACACCAACCCGCCUGCCUUAUCAGAACAUUUUACCAAUCGAUGGGACAGAUAAAAAAAAAAGAAAAAGUUUUUGUAUUCAUUUAGUGCUUCUGUUUCUGUCAUAGGAAAUGUUUCCAGAUGCUCUUUUUAAUUAAAGACAUUUUUAAAACAAUUUAAUUCUUUUCAUUGAAGUUGAGACAUUUACCGUUUAUUAGGUCAUUGAUUCACCAAGGUGUCGGGUCAUCCAUGGUUCAAGCAACAAUUCCAGUAAAAUAAGUGGUACACAACUUUUCUACAUGCCAGAAAAAACACCUUUCUGUCCUACUUUCACAUGGUAAUACUGGGAUUGCUGCAAGUUUUUAGACAGAAUCAACUUAAACAAAAUUCUCGUGUUCAUCGACGUGGCAUUUCUGUAAUACCAGAAAUCGGGUGGAAUCUACCAAAAAAAAAAAACCUUCUUCCAUAACCAUUCCAGGCCUCAAACAUAAAUCAGAAGGUCUGUGGGAUGAGCAGGAUGAUUAAAGGUGAUUUAAAUACAUUUGCAAAAAUGGUCAAAUAUUUUCAAGUUCGGAAAAUGUCAUAAAUUGGGUCUUACUGGCAAAAGUUGUGUGUACAAAUCAUGAACAGGUUGGAUGAUAUUAAUUGCGGGGACUGAUGAAAACAAAACAAACCUUAACAUUGGAACUGUCCACACUGAAUAAUACUCCAAUAAAAGCCUUGAUUUAUACAUAAAUUCAGAAACAUUUGUGUUUUUUACAUGCCUUUCCACUGAUUCCAAUCAAGAAUUUGGAGAGUGAAAACAGUGAAGUUGGUCAAAUCUCUAUAGGGCUUUCUUUUUUUUUUUUUUUUAGUGAGCUGGUCAAUUUCCAGUCACCAAAUUGUUGGAUGUGAAUAAAAGUGAUGGAUACAAAAGAAAAGAAGGAGGCAGAAUGCUGCAGGAGGUUGUGUGCUUUAUUAACUACUGAUUAAACGUAGAGGACGGCCUUCAGUCAGGACCCAAAUAAUCGGAAGAAACAAAACACACAUAAAAUGCUGUCAGCCAGCCUUCGUUUCAAAAGGAGGCUUAAUUCAUACAACUCUUUUGGAGAGGUUUAAUCAUGGAGGAUAAGUGGCACAACUAACUCACUAAACGCAUUCAGAUCUUAGUCAUUACUGGGUCUAGUCAGGGUUCUCAGAAGGAAACGGUGGAUCGGGACAAAAAUGGUACAUUAAAUUACGGCAUCAAAUCGUUGAAAUGUACAAAACAGUGGGAGGGUCAGGUUGUCUGCUAGCGAGUCGUGUUUCCCCGCAGCGGGGGUCUUGGAAC